AUUUGCACACAUAUACAUUAUAGAGAAGAAAAUGAGCACGUUGUCUUUUGUGGAACUCAUCACAGAGAAUCGGUUACUCUUGCUCACUGCACUCAUCGUUACUUGGAUCAGUUUCAAACUUUCACAGUUGUUGUUGAUCUAUUUGAAAUACACUGUUGGAAUAUGGUGUUUUUCUAAACGGAAAACACUUCGUCAGGCUGGUGAAUGGGCAGUUGUCACUGGUGCAUCAUCAGGUAUUGGUGAAGCGUAUGCAGAGGAAUUGGCCAAAGAGGGUCUCAACAUCAUGCUUAUCAGUAAUGAUGAAAGAAAUCUGUCACUCGUCGCUAAACAAAUCGCGAAUACCUACAAUGUUCAAACACGAAUUGUGGUUGCAGAUUUUACAAAAAAUGAUGUUUAUGAAAUAAUAAGACCUGCUGUUGACCGAUUGUCCACAAUAGCUUGUUUAGUUAACAAUGUUGGUAUGGUGUUACCAUUUGAGUUGUUUGCUGGAGAAGUCGAUUCACCGAAUGAAGAAUCAAUCCGAAAUAUCAUUCAUUGUAACAUUUUGUCUACAGUAAUAAUGACAAGCAUCAUUCUGCCGAAAAUGUUAACACAGAAGGGACCUAAUCCUGGUAUCAUAAACAUUUCCUCCUGUUCAGGUUUUUUGGUGACACCCUACUUGCCAAUUUAUCCUUCAACCAAAGCAUUUAUCAUUCAAUUCUCCAGAUGUCUGGCUGCCGAGAAGUAUAGAAAGAAUGUGAUCAUACAAACGAUGCAUCCAUUAUUUGUAUCUACAAAUAUGACCGAUUUAAGAGAAGCCACAUAUUUCACACCAACUGCUAAAGUCUAUGCUAAACAUGCAUUGGAUAUGUUUGGUGUUGAACAACAAACUACUGGUUAUUUUCCACAUGAGUUAAAAGCAUUUGUAUACAAUCUAAUGCCAACAUCAUUGUGGGUAAAACUAGUCGAACAUACUUUCAUUCCAAUCAGUAGACAAUCUAAGAAGGUUGACUAACAUCAAUGUUGUUUUUGAACGUUGCUGUGAAACAAUAAAAUUUUACUGAACUUUUCGAAGCCUUAAUGAACUUUGUUUAAAUUAAUUAAAUGUAAUAAUGCUAAUAUUCCAUGCCAUAUUGUGGUUUCUGAUCUGCUGCUUACAACCAAAUACGUGUUAAAAGUUUACAUUGAGGUAAGUUAUAACGUAAAACAAUUGGCAUACGUGAAUCAAAUGAAUUGAAAUAACAAAGGUUAUCAAUUAUCACUAUAUGUGUGUGCGUGUGCAAGAGCAGAUCGGAAGUCGUUUGGUGUUAGAAACAAAGAAACAAAUCAUGAAGGGUUGGUGAUGUAAUAAUUGAAUGAAGUUCAGAGAUAAAUAAGACGAAUUAUGUAAUAAUGUUAGAGGUAAAGAAUGGUAUGCAUAAAAUUCCUGGAAUUCAAAAGAACUGAUAAGAUGGAUGGGUUGAAUUCCGCGUGACUAUCGUAACCAAUGGUUGAAGACUCUAGGCGACAUGGCUCAGAAUUGAUCACGGUUGUGUCGGUGUAUACACUCUAUCUUCCCUUGAGAUUAAAAUUGAUUUAUAUUUCUUCUUUCUACCAAAUAAUUCUUUUUUCCUGUACUGUAUCGUUAUAAACAAUCUUUCCUUUAUAUAUUAUCACCAUUGAAUUAACUACUUCUACAAAUAUGAUGUUCAUCUUGUUGUGCUAAUGAGGUAUGGUAACUUGGACCGAUGCAUAUAUGUGCCUGAUCUUACAUUGUAGCUGACUGAAUGACUAGUAAGAUGGGUUGCAGAAUAAAUAAACAAGAUUUGAUGUUGAUGGAAUUUGGUUCUCUGAGCUGGAUGGUUUGGUUGUGGAGCUUUCAUCUUUCUUCUGAACGACAUCAUUAGCUCAAACUUCAGAUAGAAGUAAAGUGUUCGAAUAGUAGAUGAUGUGGCUAAAUAUUGAUCAUACUGAGUAACUAGGUUGAAUAUUCAAUUCACUAUUGCCUUAAUAGUUCGACUCGAGAGUAAAUGUUUCCUCACACAAUCACAUCUACGCAGUGAGAUUGUUGGUCAUGGAAACACGAAAGGAUGAUGCAAGAAUUCUACGAAUACACACAGGUAUCUGCAUUACAUAAGGAUUAAUUUUGGAGAAUUUAGAAGCUCUUAAAUUAGUCUGGGACACAAUUUCAUCUGUUGAAUUUCUGCUAUACCUUGAAACUGAUGAAUUUUUAGUGUUGAAUUAUUGUCAUAUUUAAUUAUUAAUUGCGCAAUUUAAAGGACUAUGGUAUUAUUUUUCGUUGUGCUAAUUGAACUGAUUUAAUCUUUGUUAUUAAUGUUAUCACUUUAAAUGUGUUUAUUUCCGUUUAAUUCUUAUUGCACUUUUGUGUUUUGAUUUAUCUUUCGUGUAUUUGUUACAUCAAAGCAUACUCAGUCGAAUUUGAAAUCAUUUAAUCGGUCAGUG
Schistosoma spindalis is the source of this 2421-nucleotide messenger RNA. The record is from the annotation of a GenBank genome assembly. NCBI's taxonomy places the organism in Eukaryota, Metazoa, Platyhelminthes, Trematoda, Strigeidida, Schistosomatidae.